This is a messenger RNA of Striga hermonthica, 4128 nucleotides long. NCBI's taxonomy places the organism in Eukaryota, Viridiplantae, Streptophyta, Magnoliopsida, Lamiales, Orobanchaceae. The record is from the annotation of a GenBank genome assembly.
AUGUGUUUGUCGCCUUCUUCUCAUUUGGUUCGUGAAGUUCAAUUUUUCAGGUAUGUUUGGAUAAAGGGAAAAACGUAUCCAACUCUCUCUUUAUCUCUCGCAAAUACCGCCGAUGACUCUCACCCUCACCUUCUUCCUCAUCCUCCACCGCCUGCCUCCGCCUCCCGUGAAGAGGUCCGAUCAAUCCUCGAGUUCAGAAAAGGCAUCAAACCUGACCCUUUCGACCUCGUCUUCUCCUUCUGGGUGCCCCCCGCUGACGCCUUCGCCUGCUAUGAAGACUUAUGCGGCUUCGUCUGCUACACCACCGGCGGCGCUCUCGACGACCUCUGCCUUACGUGUGAACUGAAAUUCCGGAUCCCUGCUCGCGUAUGUUUAAGGCGGCGUGAAGAGACAAAGGGCGACCGUGACCUAGGGCGUCGGAGGUGGAUGGGGAAGGGCGAUCCGUCAUCUCCCUACUCGCGAUUUCAUCUCCACCAGACGGGCAAACUACAUUCACAACGAAAAAGAACCCUUCGCAGCCACACUCCAAAACCCUAUCCCCGUGCCGUGGUUUUGCCGUCGGCGAUUGAACCGGCAAUGGACGACGUCUGCGAAGGCAAGGACUUCUCAUUCCCCUCGCAAGAAGAUAAGAUCCUCUCAUGGUGGGAAGAUGUCAACGCCUUCAAGACCCAGCUCGAGCGCACCAAAGAUUUCCCAGAGUACAUUUUCUACGACGGCCCGCCGUUCGCCACCGGCCUCCCUCACUACGGCCACAUCCUGGCCGGAACUAUCAAAGACAUCGUGACCCGGUACCAGUCGAUGACUGGUCAUCACGUCACCCGGAGAUUCGGAUGGGAUUGUCACGGUCUGCCCGUGGAGCAUGAGAUUGAUCUCAAUUUGGGGAUCAAGAGCAGGGAAGAUGUGAUUCGGAUGGGGAUUGGGAACUACAAUGAAGAGUGUAGGGGGAUUGUGCAGAGGUAUGUGAACGAGUGGGAGAGGAUUGUGGUUAGGAUGGGAAGGUGGAUCGACUUCAAGAACGAUUAUAAGACUAUGGAUUUGAAUUUCAUGGAGUCUGUGUGGUGGGUGUUCUCUCAGCUAUACAAGAAGGGUCUUGUCUACAAAGGUUUCAAGGUUAUGCCAUACAGUACUGGCUGCAAGACACCAUUGUCCAACUUUGAGGCUAACUCCAACUAUAAGGAGGUUCCUGACCCUGAAAUAAUGGUGACCUUUCCUCUAGUUGACGAUCCAGAUGGUGCAAGUUUUGUUGCAUGGACCACAACCCCUUGGACCUUGCCUAGUAAUCUUGCCCUCUGUGUGAAUGCCAACUUUGUAUAUUUGAAGGUGCGAAACAAGUUCAAUGGAAAGACUUUUAUUGUUGCGGAAUCACGAUUGGCCGAGCUUCCCGUUGAAAAGGCAAAGAAAGGCUUGCCUGAUGGAGCUGUUGGUGGUUCCGAAAACUCAAACUUGAAACCCAAGUCUUCCAGUGGUAAAGCUAAGAAUGUCGAUACAUAUGAAGUUCUUAGCAAGUACACUGGGGCCUCGCUCGUGGGAAAGAAGUACGUGCCUUUGUUCAACUACUUUAACGAGUAUGCUGAUGUGGCCUUCAAAGUCGUUGCAGACAACUAUGUAACCGAUGACAGUGGUACUGGAAUCGUCCAUUGUGCUCCUGCGUUUGGUGAGGAUGAUUACCGUGUUUGUCUGGAAAACGGCAUAAUCAGCAAGGGGGAAAACCUAAUUGUGGCAGUGGAUGAUGAUGGUUGUUUUACUGAGAAAAUUGUCGAAUUUAGCAAGCGGUAUGUCAAAGAUGCUGAUAAAGAAAUCAUCCAGGCUGUGAAAGACAAGGACAGGCUCGUCAAAUCAGGAAGCUUCACCCACAGCUACCCCUUCUGCUGGAGGUCUGAUACACCUCUCAUUUACAGGGCAGUACCCAGCUGGUUCGUGGCUGUGGAGACCAUUAAGGAGCAAUUGCUGGAGAACAACAAGCAGACAUACUGGGUCCCAGACUUCGUGAAGGAAAAGCGGUUUCACAAUUGGCUUGAGAAUGCCCGGGACUGGGCCAUCAGUCGGAGUAGGUUCUGGGGGACCCCUCUCCCUUUAUGGAUCAGUGAGGAUGGGGAGGAGAUCGUGGUCAUGGACUCCAUUGAGAAACUGGAAAAACUCUCGGGUGAAAAGGUGACUGACUUGCACCGCCACAAAAUUGAUCACAUCACCAUCCCUUCCAGUCGUGGGCCUGACUUUGGUGUCCUCCGGCGGGUUGAGGAUGUGUUUGACUGCUGGUUCGAGAGCGGGUCCAUGCCUUACGCCUAUAUCCACUACCCGUUUGAAAAUGUGGAGCUAUUCGAGAAGAACUUCCCGGGACAUUUUGUGGCCGAGGGGCUGGACCAGACCCGCGGGUGGUUCUACACCCUUAUGGUUCUGUCAACUGCGCUUUUUGGAAAGCCUGCUUUCAGGAAUCUCAUCUGCAAUGGGCUUGUGCUGGCUGAGGACGGUAAGAAGAUGAGCAAGAGGUUGAAGAACUACCCGGCACCUGAUGAGGUCAUUAAUGAUUAUGGAGCUGAUGCAUUGAGAUUGUACAUCAUAAACUCUCCCGUUGUCCGUGCAGAGCCCAUGCGGUUCAAGAAGGAGGGGGUGUAUGGUGUGGUGAAAGAUGUGUUCUUGCCUUGGUACAAUGCUUACAGGUUCCUUGUGCAGAAUGCGAAAAGACUCGAAGUUGAGGGACUAGCCCCUUUCGCUCCAGUCGAUCAAGCGACUCUUCAGAGAUCAUCAAACGUGCUUGACCAGUGGAUUAACUCAGCAACUCAGAGUCUUGUCCAUUUUGUAAGGCAAGAAAUGGAUGCUUACAGGCUGUACACUGUGGUUCCUUACCUAUUGAAGUUUCUGGACAAUCUGACCAAUGUAUAUGUUCGGUUUAACCGGAAGAGGCUGAAGGGUCGGACUGGGGAGGAGGACUGCAGGACUGCCCUCUCAACGCUUUACUAUGUGCUUCUAACUGCAUGUAAAUCAAUGGCCCCGUUCACACCAUUCUUCACAGAGGUCCUCUAUCAGAAUUUGAGAAAAGUUAGCAAAGGAUCUGAAGAAAGCAUCCACUACUGCAGUUUCCCGACUGUGGAAGGGAAAAGAGGGGAGCGUAUUGAAGAGAGUGUCAAUCGUAUGAUGACGCUCAUUGAUCUCGCAAGAAACAUUCGUGAGCGCCAUAACAAACCUCUCAAAACACCACUUAAGGAGAUGGUGAUUGUGCACCCUGAUUCUGAUUUCUUGGAUGAUAUUGCUGGCAAGCUGAGGGAAUAUGUUCUUGAGGAGCUUAACGUGAAGUCCCUCGUCCCGUGCAAUAACACCUUAAAGUACGCCACCUUGCGUGCAGAGCCCGAUUUCAGCGUGCUUGGUAGAAGACUCGGGAAAUCUAUGGGAGUUGUCGCCAAAGAAGUGAAAGCCAUGUCGACAGAGGACAUUCUGGCAUUUGAGAAGGCAGGUGAGAUCACUAUUGGGCCCCACGUCUUGAAGCUCAGCGACAUCAAGAUUACUCGGGAGUUCAAGGCUCCGGACAACAUCAAGUUAGAGGAUAUGGAUGCAAAAGGAGAUGGUGAUGUUUUAGUGGUGUUGGAUUUAAGGCGUGAUGACUCAUUGUAUGAAGCCGGUGUUGCUCGUGAGAUUGUUAACCGUGUUCAGAAGUUGCGGAAAAAGGCUGGACUCGAGCCAACUGAUUCGGUCGAGGUCUAUUUUAAGUCAUUGGACGAGGAUGAUAAAAUCUCCAGGGAGAUUCUGGAAUCACAGGAGGUUUACAUUAAGGACUCGCUUGGGUCGUUAUUACUCCCUUGUGAUGUGAUGCCGCCUCACGUUGUGGUUUUUGCUGAGGAGAGUUUUCAUGGGAUCUCUAAUUUGUCCUUUGCCAUCUAUUUGGCUAGGCCAGCUCUCGUGUUCAACCACGACGCUGUGGUUGCUCUGUAUGGUGGGAAUACCAAGUUUGCGCAUUGUUUGCAGGUUUAUUUGUUGAGCAGGGACCAUCUUAACUUGAAGUCGGAGUUUCAAGCUAGGAAAGGUAAAAUCGUGGUGGGUUGCAUCGAGGGUGUGCCUCAAGUGGAGGUAGUGUUGGGUCAACACUUGUUUUUGACUGUUGGUGAUUAUUUCUUGAGCAAAAGAGGGGCUAUUUGA